CCCAAAAUUUAAAGAGAAAGGCGGGUAUAGACUAUAGACUGACACCUUUGCCCAGACUGAAACGAAAAAAGAAAGGGAAAUGGAAAUGGAAGAAGAAGAAGAAGAGCAAGUGGCGACGAAGCCUCCCAAAAUUCACCGCCUAGACGAGUCCGUCGUGAACCGAAUCGCCGCCGGUGUCCAACGCCCCGUCUCUGCCGUCAAGGAGCUCGUCGAGAACAGCCUCGACGCCCACUCCUCCUCCAUUAACGUCGUCGUCAAGGACGGCGGCCUCAAGCUCAUCCAAGUCUCCGACGACGGCCACGGAAUUUUAUAUGAGGACUUGCCGAUACUGUGCGAGCGGCAUACGACGUCGAAAUUGUCGUCGUUUGAAGACCUGCAGUCCAUAAAGUCGAUGGGGUUUCGAGGAGAAGCUCUUGCGAGCAUGACGUAUGUGGCUCAUGUGACGGUGACGACGAUCACCAAGGGGCAGUUGCAUGGUUAUAGGGUCUCUUAUAAAGAUGGAGUGAUGGAGCAUGAGCCGAAGGCGUGCGCUGCCGUAAAAGGAAGUCAGAUAAUGAUUGAGAACUUAUUCUAUGACAUGUCUGCCCGGAGAAAGAAUCUGCAAAACUCUGCUGAUGAUUAUUCAAAGAUUGUAGAUUUGUUAAGCCGGUUCUCCAUUCAUCACACAAGUGUUAGCUUCUCCUGCAGAAAGCAUGGAGCCGGUAGAGCAGAUGUUAGUUCUGUUGCCACAUUAUCAAGAAUUGAUGUGAUUCGUUCAGUUUAUGGGCUGUCAGUUGCCCGCAGUCUGAUUAAAGUAGAAGCUUUGGACAAUGAUCUGUCGAGCUCAGUUUUCCAGAUGGAUGGCUUUAUCUCCAAUUCUGAAUAUGUUGCGAAGAAGAUAACUAUGGUGCUUUUUAUAAACGAUAGAUUGGUGGAUUGCACUGCAUUGAAGAGAGCUCUGGAAAUUGUUUAUGCUGCUACAUUGCCGAAAGCAUCAAAACCCUUCAUAUACAUGUCAAUUGUAUUACCACCUGAACAUGUUGAUGUGAAUGUUCACCCGACAAAGAGGGAGGUGAGUCUUCUGAAUCAGGAAGUCAUCGUUGAGAAGAUACAGUCAGUGGUUGAAUCAAGAUUGAGAAGCUCCAAUGAGACACAGAUAUUUCAGGAGCAGACAGUUGAACCACCUUCAUCCAGCCAAAUCAUUUCUAGCAAGGAUUCAAAUCGAAAUCCUUUGGCAUCUGGAUCAAAAUCACAAAAGGUUCCAGUGAAUAAAAUGGUCAGAACAGAUUCAUCGGAUCCUGCUGGAAGGUUGCAUAUUUACUUGCACGCAGAGCCUCGUGGCCAUCUUGAAAAGAAUACUAGCUUGACUGCUGUUAGAUCGUCUGUUAGACAAAGAAGGAACCCAAAGGAAACGGCUGAUCUGAGUAGCAUUCAGGAGCUUAUUGCUGAAAUUGAUAGCAAUUGUCAUUCUGGUAUGCUAGACAUUGUGAGAAACUGCACAUACAUUGGAAUGGCAGAUGACGUCUUUGCAUUGCUUCAGCAUGACACACACCUCUAUCUUGCAAAUGUAGUAAGCUUGAGCAAAGAGCUCAUGUAUCAGCAAGUUCUACGUCGAUUUGCUCAUUUUAAUGCUAUACAAUUAAGUAACCCAGCCCCACUGAAGGAGUUGAUUGUGUUGGCACUGAAAGAGGGGGAUACAGAUCCAGAAUCCACUGAGAAUGAUGAACUAAAUGAGAAGAUUGCAGAAAUGAAUACCGAACUACUUAAGCAAAAGGCUGUUCUAGUAGAGGAGUACUUUUCCAUUCACAUAGAUAAAGAUGGAAAUUUGUCCAGGCUUCCGGUCAUACUUGACCAAUACACACCUGACAUGGAUCGUGUCCCAGAAUUUGUGCUUUGUUUGGGCAACGAUGUUGAUUGGGAAGAAGAGAAAAAAUGCUUCCAAGUAAUUUCAGCUGCACUUGGGAACUUUUACGCCAUGCAUCCUCCUAUGUUACCCAACCCAUCUGGUGAUGGUUUGCAAUUUUACCAAAAAAGGAAGUUGGUCAGGAAUAAUGAAGGAAGUCUCUCUUGCAAUACUGCUGCGGAUGAUAUGAUGAUGGAGGAUGAAAUUGAGCAUGAACUAGUUGCAGAGGCAGAGACUGCAUGGGCACAGCGCGAAUGGUCGAUCCAGCAUGUAUUGUUACCAUCAAUGAGGCUCUUUUUUAAGCCACCAAAUUCUAUGGCUACAAAUGGAACAUUUAUUCGAGUUGCUUCAUUUGAGAAGCUGUACAGGAUUUUUGAAAGAUGCUGAUGCAUUCAACCAUUUAAUGACCGGAGGCAUUCGGUUUACCUUCAAGUCAUUACAUUGUUCUUAUGGUCACUGUGACCGCUUUGUAAAAGGCAAAAGGUGGCAUGGCAUUUCAAUAUGCCAGUCACCAGUCAGCAGGGGCACUGACAGCCAGUGGAGUGGUUGAUCAAGAUGAACAUCAAAUAUUGGUUUUUUUUUUCCCCUCAUGUUCCUUUUUGUGAUCUCUGUUAAUU
Messenger RNA from Rosa chinensis, 2499 nucleotides. Its product is annotated as DNA mismatch repair protein MLH1-like. Gene Ontology annotation, cellular component: MutLalpha complex. Lineage: Eukaryota; Viridiplantae; Streptophyta; Magnoliopsida; Rosales; Rosaceae. Gene Ontology annotation, molecular function: ATP-dependent DNA damage sensor activity; mismatched DNA binding; ATP hydrolysis activity. Gene Ontology annotation, biological process: mismatch repair. The record is from RefSeq and is a predicted model, not a curated record.